This is a messenger RNA of Anoplophora glabripennis (Asian longhorned beetle), 1543 nucleotides long. RefSeq names its product putative ankyrin repeat protein RF_0381. The annotation marks the transcript as partial. Lineage: Eukaryota; Metazoa; Arthropoda; Insecta; Coleoptera; Cerambycidae. The transcript has a single exon. Gene Ontology annotation, cellular component: cytoplasm. Gene Ontology annotation, molecular function: protein binding. The record is from RefSeq and is a predicted model, not a curated record.
AUUGUUUUAGAUUUUCUCGUACAAGAGGGGGGGCUUAACAUUUGGGACGAAAUGAGUAAAACUCCCCUUGUUUAUGCUGUUCGAAAAGGGCAUUUGGAAAUGGUGAAAUUUUUAGUUGAACGGGGUGCUAAUUUGAACUCUAUAGAUUUAAUACGGAAGAUUGGUAUAUACGAUGUUCGCCUCGGUAAUUCGCAAAAUUAUUCAAUAUUCUAUGAAGCCAUCUCUACAAAUUACGUAAACGUAGUUGAAUAUCUUCUGGAUAGCUAUCUGCAGCAUAACGAAUGGUACAAAAUGGGUUCGAUUAUUCCUUACACGUUUGCUUAUUUAGGUCGAUUAGACUUAUUGAAAAAGUCGAAGGAAGAGGGCUUGAACGUAAACGGCGCUGUAGAAAAUCAAGAAACAAUAAUUUUUGGUGCGGCACGUGGCGAACGAUUAGACGCCAUUAGAUACUUAAUAGGUCAAGGUGCCGAUAUCAAUGCUAGGGACGGGAAGGGCAACACAAUGCUCCAUAUAACUGCCAUGAGAUCUUCGCUCUCGACCGCUGAAUUGGUGAUCGAAUUAGGGAUAAAAAUGGACGUUAAAAACUCUGUAGGCGAUCCAGAGCUACAUUAUGCAAUCCACAAUCUCGAUAUGGUAAAGUUAUUAGUGAAAAAGGACGUAGACGUGAACAUGAAGGAUGAACGAGGGAAUACUGCCAUCCAGAAAGCUGCCGCAAGAGGUAUGUUAGAAACAGUGAAAUUUCUCAUAGCUCAUGAGUCGGACGUUAAUAUUAGAAGUGAUAGUGGCGAAACGAUAUUGCAUUCUGCGGCAAGAAGUGGCGGAUUAGACACUGUCAAAUACCUUCUAACUGAAUUCGAUGUCAAAGUUACUGACAAUGACGGCAACACGCCAUUACACUCAGCUGCUUCGAUGGGUCAGUUAGAAACUGUGAAAUACCUAGUAGAACGGCACGCAGACAUUAAUAUUGGAAACAAUAAGGGUUAUACUGCCUUACAUAUAGCUGUUAUUUAUAGACAACCGAAGGCAGUCAAAUAUUUUGCCAAACUCGGAGCUGCCGUCAACACUAGGGACAAUAAUGGUCGUACGCCAUUACAUGUUGCUGUACUUCGAGGCGAAUUAGACAUUGUCAAAAGUCUGGUGGAAGUUGGAGCGGACGUCGAUCUCCGAGACCGCAAAGACUGCACCGCAUUACAUUGCUCUGCUCUCAAUGGCAAUCGUGACAUUCUCGAUUUUCUCCAGAAUCGUGAUAGGGAAAAUGAAAGACACGUGAUGCCUUCUUCCAUGAGGAGCGUAGGUGUAAAUUUCAUUUACGACCAAACGACUUUACAUUUUGCUGCUGCGGGUGGUGAUUUGGACGCCAUCAAAUACCUUGCGGGACUAGGUGUGAACUUAAAUAUUACCGAUGAUAAAGGCGAGACACCAUUGCAUUGGGCUGCGAAGAGAGGUAGGUUGGACGCUAUCAAAUUCCUUGCGAGGCGUGGUUCGGACGUUAACAGGAAAGACAAAAACGGCCUCACCGCAUUUCAUUAUGCCGCCCAGGAGG